Molecule: messenger RNA, 835 nt
Organism: Xenopus tropicalis (tropical clawed frog)
Lineage: Eukaryota; Metazoa; Chordata; Amphibia; Anura; Pipidae
Exons: 7
Coding region: 28-621 (197 amino acids)
Source: RefSeq, marked provisional
CACUGUGGGCAGCCAGUCAGAGACAACAUGCGUGAAGCCCCAAAUGGCACCAAGCCAGUGAAGCUGAUUGCUGCAGCCUGUAACAGUAUGGGAAUUGGACUAAAUGGAUACCUGCCCUGGAAUUUACCGAAUGAAUUCAAGUAUUUAUUAGACACAAUAACUAGAGUCACCCAACCAGGGAAGAAGAAUUUACUCCUAUGGGGCCGGCAAUCGUUUGAGACUUUUGAUGAGAGCUUGUUGCCCCUGCCCAACUGUAUCAUUGCUCUCCUGAGCAGAAAGCUAAGCACGGUACCCCCGUAUGUGAGCUACUUGUGCAAAAAUGAGGAAGAGAUCCUAAAAUUUGCCUCUACUCCUCCUCUUAAUGACGAGAUUGAAACCAUCUGGGUGCUGGGUGGCGUUGAGUCCUACAAGAACCUUAUGCAGCAUCCUUGGUGCAACCACAUCUACUUCACCAAAAUUAUGGCUGAUUUCGAGUGUGACACAUUUUUUCCCGAAUUUGACAAAAACAUUUUUAAAUUAAAAGAAAACUUUCCAGGAGUUCCAUCGGGAAUACAGGAAGAGAACGGGGUAAAAUACGUGUUUCAAGUGUACCAACGAGAUCUUUUAGUGGAUCUAUUAUAGUAACAGGGUAAUGUCCCUAACUGGAGAACAGCUAAUAGGAAUCAAAUGUGACCAAUAACGGACUCUGGAGCAAAACUACAGCUGCUAUUGGGCCUAAAUGGCCAGGCUAUUGGAAUAACAGGGCUGAUUAUCUGUGUAAUAAAGGGGAACAUCACAUUCAGGCUUUCUCUAAAUGUAUUUAAGCAGCUGUUUAAUAUACUUUUACUUUUUUUAA